This is a messenger RNA of Capronia epimyces CBS 606.96, 1137 nucleotides long. RefSeq lists its product as uncharacterized. Gene Ontology annotation, biological process: mannosyl-inositol phosphorylceramide biosynthetic process. Bases 1 to 1137 code for a protein of 378 amino acids. Gene Ontology annotation, molecular function: mannosyltransferase activity. NCBI's taxonomy places the organism in Eukaryota, Fungi, Ascomycota, Eurotiomycetes, Chaetothyriales, Herpotrichiellaceae. The record is from RefSeq and is a predicted model, not a curated record. The transcript is spliced from 2 exons.
AUGGACUCUCCCACCUCGCCGCGAAACAUCAACCCUCUGCACCAAAUCUAUGGCUCGCGCAGGACGGUACGAUGGGUGAUCUUCCUGGCGGUCGCGGCCAUCAUAACGGUCUACAUGUCCGGGCAGGGUUCUAUUCCAGUGUCGCCGACGUCCACACCCUUCGGUUCGUCACGUAAGGCCAAAUACCUCACCCCCCGCCAGUUGAUGGACAGACCGAUAUCCAAAGACCUCCAGACGAUACCAAGAAUAUUCCAUCAGAGCUGGACUUCGACCCAGCUCCCCGCCAAAUUCGAACAUUGGAGCGAGAGUUGCCGGGCGGCGCACCCCAACUGGGAAUGGGUGUUGUGGACGGAUGAGGAUAACGAAGCGCUGGUCAGGAUGCACUUCCCAUGGCUGCUGCAGACAUACCAAGACCUCCCGGGGGUCAUUUACAAGGCCGACCUGGUGCGAAAUAUAUACAUGUAUAUGUUUGGAGGCGUGUAUGCCGACCUGGACGUCGAGUGCCUACGACCUACGGACAAUCUGUUCAAGGAGUUCAACGUGUCUACAGUCUCGCAUGCCAAGCCCAGACCUGUGUCGACGCAUGAACUGCAGAAGAGCGGCCGUAAGGCGUUCUUUGGCAGGAUGGGAACCGACACCUCGUUCUCCAACUCCAUCCCCAACGCUUGGAUGGCGUCGACACCCGGACAUCCGUUUUUCCUCCUAGUGAUCGAGUCGGUGGUCAAGGGCAUUAUCGACGGAUCGAGUGCUGGCCAGUCACCAGAACAGGUUACGGGCCCGGUGCAAUUGUUCGACAUGGUGAACCAGUACAUGGCCCUUGACAGCCCGUACGAAGGAGAGAAGCUGGACAAACAUGUGGCUAAGAACCCGUCCGCCAAACAGUUCACUCCUCGCCGAGGUCUAGGUCAUUCCAUCGAGGUGCUUCCUUUCAACUACAUCUUCCCCUACUCGUGGCAAAGAGACGGAGAAGCAUUCCGCGAAGUGUGUUGGGCCACCAAGACGACUUUCGACGCCGAAAGAUGCAAACUGGUCUUGGGCACGGAUCACUGGCCGAGUUAUGCCAUCACUUAUUGGAGCCAUACCUGGUCUGGCGAGGGCCAUGAUGCAGGAAACAUGCACCAACUGGAUGAUAAGUAA